UACUGUUGUUGAGUCACACAGAAAACCGUUACUCGGCCGUUAAAGCCGACACUAUCGUUAGAAACAGCGCCUCCAGUUCUACAGACAUUUUCUAUCGGUGUGAAAGUGGUUAUAUCAUCCAGAUAUUCUUCUCGACGGGAUUGAAAUGUUACAUUUUCGGUCAACGGUAGUGCUCAAGGAGUUAUUUCAAUCCCAGUUGAAGCGUCCGUUGCCAGGUAGAGCCGGUGUUAAAGCGACACCUGCAGCCUGCUUCAGCACCGGCCGCCUUGAUGGGAGACUGCCGGGAAGAGUGAGAGCAUUAGCCCCGCAGAGCUUCACCAGAAAGCACCCCGUGAGAAGCUUUUGCUCCAAGGGGGACAGCCACAAUGAAGCCUCCAAGGACUCGUCGGCGGAGAAGAGAAGGAAGGCGGGCAUCCUGCCCAGUCUGGAGGACCUGCUCUUCUACACCAUCGCAGAGGGCCAGGAGAAAAUCCCAGCACACAAAUUCACAACAGCUCUUAAAGCCACAGGGCUACGCACAGGAGACCCCCGGCUGAAAGAGUGCAUGGAGAUGCUGAAACUGACCGUGAAGACGACCUCUGACGGAGCUCUGGACCGACACCUCUUCAAAAAGUGCGUGCAGAGCAACAUCGUGCUGCUCACUCAGGCCUUCAGGAAGAAGUUUGUCAUCCCAGACUUCCAGUCCUUCUGCGCACACAUAGACGAGCUCUACGACAAAGCCAAAAACAUGCCGGGAGGACAGGUGGCCGACUACAUCCCCCAGCUGGCCCGCUUCAGCCCCGACCUGUGGGCCGUCUCCCUGUGCACCGUGGACGGACAGAGGCACACAGUGGGCGACACCAAGGUCCCCUUCUGCCUGCAGUCCUGCGUGAAGCCGCUGAAGUACGCCAUCGCCGUGCACGACCACGGCACCGAGUACGUGCACCGCUUCAUCGCCAAGGAACCCAGCGGCCUGCGCUUCAACAAGCUCUUCCUGAACGAGGAAGAUAAACCACACAACCCCAUGGUGAAUGCUGGAGCUAUUGUGUGCACCUCCCUCAUUAAGCAAGGGGCAAGCAACGCCGAGAAGUUUGAUUAUGUGAUGAACUUCAUGAACAAACUGGCAGGAAACGAGUACGUCGGCUUCAGCAACGCCACAUUCCAGUCGGAGCGAGAGUCUGGAGACAGAAACUUUGCCAUCGGCUACUACCUGAAGGAGAAGAAGUGUUUUCCAGAAGGGACAGACAUGACAUCCAUCCUCGACUUCUACUUCCAGCUGUGUUCCAUCGAGGUGACCUGUGAGAGCGCCAGCGUCAUGGCGGCCACUCUGGCCAACGGCGGCUUCUGUCCAAUCACGGGAGAGCGCGUGCUGAGCCCCGAGUCGGUGCGGGACACUCUGAGUCUGAUGCACUCCUGCGGCAUGUACGACUUCUCCGGACAGUUCGCCUUCCACGUCGGGCUGCCGGCUAAAUCUGGAGUCGCCGGUGGGAUCCUGCUGGUUGUUCCCAACGUGAUGGGCAUCAUGUGCUGGUCUCCUCCGCUCGACAAGCUGGGGAACAGCGUCAGAGGCAUCCAGUUCUGCACGGACUUGGUUUCCCUAUUUAACUUCCACAACUACGAUAACCUGAGGCACUUUGCUAAGAAGCUGGACCCCCGCAGGGAGGGGGGAGACCAGAGGGUGAAGUCAGUGAUCAAUCUGCUGUUUGCUGCGUACACCGGGGACGUCUCCGCUCUGAGAAGGUUUGCGCUGUCCUCCAUGGACAUGGAGCAGAGAGACUACGACUCCAGGACGGCGCUGCAUGUGGCCGCCGCUGAAGGACAUGGGGAGGUGGUUCGCUUCCUGCUCGAGGCCUGCAAAGUCAACCCAGUUCCCAAAGACAGGUGGGGGAACACACCGAUGGAUGAGGCGGUCCACUUCGGACACCACGACGUCGUCACCAUCCUCCGAGACUACCACGCCAAGUACAACCCCCAGGAGACCGCCGGGGACAAACAGAAGAGCGAGACCAACCUGGACGGGCUGCUCUGAUGGCGGAAAUUGUGGAGGGCUGUGAGGAAGAGUCUUAAUCCGCAUCAGAAGGUCAGAGAGCAAGAACCAUAACACUACCACACGUAGAGAACAGUGAACAUUAAAACAGAACCCCUUUAGAAACCACUUAAGGUUCCCCUUAACCACAGGACACCCCUCCAGAAUAAAAGCUCCUCCUCGUGCUAUUUGAUGUCGUCAGUUUUGUAAUAUAUUAUAUAUUGUAUUUACUUUAAGUGAGGAAUAUAUUGUUGUAUUUCUCCUUCUGUAUUCAGCUUUGUAGCUUUUUAAGGACCAGCCGCCGCAUUGAAUGCUGGGUAAAUUCAGCUGCGGCUGGUCAGUCCCCGCACUUUUGUUAUUUACUUUAUAAAUUAUGGUUUUUAUUCAGAAAAGCUUAAAAAAGAGGACAUAAGGGGCAUUUCGCACCCUGGUUUAAACCUUCGUCACUUCAUCAUCAUGGUGGAAUGUAUCAUCUCCAAACAAGUGUGUGUGUGUGUACGUGUGUGUGAUAUUUAAGAUAAAAUGUAGUGUGUGUAUAUUCCUGAAAUGAGUGUAAAUACGUACAGGUGUAUAGCUGUUGUUGCUUUGAUCACAAGGUGUUACAUUUCACUGGAACUCUGGAAAACUGAAACAUCACAGUUGAUCAAUGUUUUCAUGUCAAAUAUUCAGGCAGCUUUUUGUUUUCACCCUCUUAAACUCUAGGUUCCUGUUUCACUGUUCCUCUGUAUCAUUUGAUAUUUAUGUUUUGUAACGUGAGCAAAUAUUGUCAGCCAAAGUUCCGGCUGUCCGUGGGAAGAGUUUGAAACAUUAUAAAUGACACUGCCAGCGCGGACAGCAGCUUGAGUUACUGAGAACGUCCCAGAGGUUUGUUUCACAUGUUAACGCCUGCACUCAACAAUGGACAGCAUGCAGCCUAACACGUUUAUUAUCCAUUUACCUGCAGAACACUAAACCAGUUGGAAAUAUGUUUAACAUGCUGAUCAAACAUUCACAACAUGUGUGUUUUUAUUAAUGCAGCCAUAAAGAACAGUAUGGACUUUAUUAAAUCACUCCAGUAUUUACAUAUUUAUUUACUGCAAUCAGAGACAAGGCUCUGCUGAAUUUGUCCAAAUUGAAUCUAAAAGAGACUCCAUUUUAAAUGUGUGAAUGUAUCUAGCAGGCUCCACAAAGCUCAGCCUCUAAAUGAACCUUAUAUUUAUAUAUUUUAAGGUUAUUAACUUGACUUAUGGGUGGUUUUAAACGGUUGUAUGUUCCUCAAAGUCAAAAAUAAUGUCCUUGUUGAGUGCAGCGGUUGCUUUUCGGUAUUGCUUUGUAAUCCAGAGGUGUGUAAAUGUGUUAUCAUUGCUAUAAAUCUGAAUAUUUGAUUGACAGUGGGGGCGUUAACGCGGACAGUGUGUUGCCUCUGUAAUGUAUCACAUGAAGUAUGAUGGUGUGUGUGUCACAGUUCCUGCAGAGUACUCAGGAAGGUCCAGAUUUGAAACACAAAGAGAAGCAGCUUUAUAACGCAGACGGAUUGUUUUUGUUUGUUCUGUGACGUGCAGAAGAACCUGUGCUAUGGAGAGGUUGUGCAGAUGUCUCCAGAUGUUUUUCUGUGGUUUUGUAGAGUGUCUGGAGUUUGGAAGUUGUGUCCGUACGGAGACACUGAAGCAGGCGAUCAACAUGUCUGCGAUAUUAAACUCCAAAUUUAGUGCAUUUUUAUUCCUCAAGUUGGGAUCAAUUUGUCAGUUUGAUUGGAUUUGUUAUUUAAAAGUAAAAAAUGAGUCGAAGAAGCACAAGACGUGAUUAGCAAUACAUAUUUAAUGAUUGUUCGAUCAAAUGAGCAAUAUGUGUCUGAUGUGAUCCCGACCUGCAGCGACUGGAGGAUUCUGAAUGUAGCGUGAUGUUGUUUCUGUUCCUGUUUCAUGUAUAUUUAUGCUGCUGAGUGUCGCAGACAGUUCAGAUAUUUAUUCACAGAACAAACAUUUAAUAAAGUUAUUAAAAGCAAAUAA
This is a messenger RNA of Eleginops maclovinus (Patagonian blennie), 3993 nucleotides long. RefSeq names its product glutaminase kidney isoform, mitochondrial-like. NCBI's taxonomy places the organism in Eukaryota, Metazoa, Chordata, Actinopteri, Perciformes, Eleginopidae. The record is from RefSeq and is a predicted model, not a curated record. Gene Ontology annotation, molecular function: glutaminase activity; protein binding. The coding region runs from base 146 to 2008 and encodes 620 amino acids. The transcript is spliced from 18 exons. Gene Ontology annotation, biological process: L-glutamine catabolic process.